This is a messenger RNA of Amoebophrya sp. A25, 5535 nucleotides long. The record is from the annotation of a GenBank genome assembly. Lineage: Eukaryota; Dinophyceae; Syndiniales; Amoebophryaceae.
UAUUGAUGAGAAGACAUCACUCAGACUCCCACAAUCAUGGGUACUCCGUGUCGUCUUUUCGUUGCUGCUUGCAGUUGUAGUAGAGCAUGUUUCUGCAGAUGCCAAGUCCAUCCUACGGUCUUAGACGUGCCUAUGAUGCGAUCCUGCACGUAUUUACAUGCUUGAAGGGCCUUGUUUUAGGCGAGGACUCGUCGUCGUGAGUUGAUAUAAUGCCGACAACUACGCCAAGGCCGUGGAAAUGGCCAGCGACUCUUGCUUACCUUUGCUUUUGCAGAUGGCAGCUGCGUGGUGUUGACGAAAGCUUUCUCCUUCUUCGGACUUUAAUUGAGGGACAACGACAAGAAGACCAACUACAAAGUGAAUCCGGGCGAAGGAAAACUUCUACAACAAAUCGAAGAACAGUGCUGGGGAAUGAACAAAAUGACGCUACAACUUCGCUCGAUACGUCAGACGCUGAUCACGAUGUUGCCUUUUUGCAACUCUUGGGCUUUGGCGGAAGCCCGAGAACUCGACGGGCUCUCUCCAGAAGUAUCCGGAGACGGUUUCAGAUUCAUUCGUCCAAAACAGAAAAGCAUAGAUCCAUGAGGAAAGAUGAACAAGGACUCACCUCUUCCAAGGCCGAUUCCAACGGUGCCUCUCCUGCAAGAGAUGAAGUAGAGCGAUCUCCACCAACAAAACUGUCCUCACGAAAAAAUCGCAUCGCGCUUUGUCUUACUGGGUCUGCCUGCUUUUUGCAGAAUCCUGCAAUCUACUUGUCGUUAAAAAAGAACUUGGUUGAGCCCUACGCGCAUCACAGCGAUUUUUACAUCUUUUGGAUCUUCACAAAAUUUUUCAGCAAAGCGGAGGAGUCUGAUCUAGUAGGGUCAAAGAGCCACGUUGAGCAAUUAGGAGAAACGAAUGCGCGUGACUACGAGUCCUGGUGCGACGAAGACUCAACUGAUCUGUCUCCUGCUGGCCAUGCUCUUGAACCUGUAGGGUGGAUGCGACAUGCCGGACAUGGUAAUUACUCCCUCUCCCAAUCCGCAACGUUGGCUCAGUGCUCAAAUGAAGUGCAUGAAUAUGAAAAAAGGUCUGGCGGCGUUAAAUUCGAUUACGUGAUGCGAUCCCGCACAGAUUUGCUGUUUACUAGACGUUUUCCUAGCUUGAAAUCCUUCCUCGCGAUGGAAGCAGAGCAGUUCGCAGAAGACCUCAAAAGCAAGAUGAAGACCAUUUUCCUCGUGGGCGAUCUCUUUCUCUUUGGCCCGCGGGAUGAAAUGCUUUUGGUACUCGAACUUACGUGGGCUUUAGCUCUCAAAACUGGAGGGAGCGAGGGAGCGAUGGAACACGCGUUGACUUCUAGUCUGAGGGGAAUGAGCCGCAAAACGCGGUAUGCUUUCCACUGUGACGUCCAAUGCUGCAAGACUGAGGUCUUCUUGCCAAUCGCUGACCUGAAAAAGAGCGGGCUGGCAGAUAGGGUUUUCUACUGGCCAGCGCCAAAGUUUCUUCUGCCAACGAACCACGCCAGAUGGGGGACGAAAAGCGCGCCUUUCAGUGAGGUUGCAGUGGCGAGGAAAAGAACAUCUUCUAUACCUGAAGUGAUGAAAGUGGUUCUGAAAUGGAACCAGAGAAGAUCCGACGAUCCUGCGGCUGUGGAUGGUUUGGCGUUAUCGGAACGCAUAUCCAAACCGACGUGGUCUUCAAGGAUCGCAUUUGCAGAAUAUCGACGUCAGCAUCAAAAUUUGAAAUCGAGCAAGGGAGUAAUGGAUACAAUGAUACUUGAUACAUCAGAGCUCGCGCGAGGAGAUGAGUUAGAGAAGGUGACGGCUGAGACUCAGAGUAAAAAGAGGCUUACGUCACUGGUCACCAGUCAGCAGGUGGAGCCAGUCACGUCGCUAGUUUUAGCGAAUCCAGAAAAGAGUAUGAGUAGCAACGUCAGCACCAGCAACAGUAGAGCCACGCCCGAUAAAGCUGAAACUGAAAGUCAUGCGCAACAUGCGACUAGUAGGAAAGCAGACCGAUGCAUUCGCACUGCGUUUAAGCGUCAUAGGGAUCUUCGGAUAUUCACGGAGGAUAGCAUGGGCCUAGUUCCAACCUGUAAGAUCGCCCUUUUUAACUUGACAUCCUGUGAACUACAGGACGAAACAUGGUCACUAAAGGCACUGAAAAAGAAGGAGAAUCACUAUGAUGAAUCAACGUGGUGGUCAACAUCGAGGGAGAAGAAGAAGAAGACACUGAGCGAGAAGCAGGAGCAGUAUCACUCAGGGACAAAAGAGUCGGAAAAACAACACCGACAACAAAUACAAAAGGAAAAGGGUACUUCUAGAGGUACUAGCGGAAGCAGCACCAGCGCUAGCACGUCGCUGGUCGUGGCUUCAGAGCGAGAACAGCAACAACAAAAAGGCAGGAGUACUACGUGGAGCGUCGAGACAGAGUCUUCACAACAAAAUGAUGCUACUCCUCUCACAAGCUCUUCAUUAUCGGGAGGUUUAUCAAAUAAAACGACAGGACCACGAUCAGGAGCAACUACUACAGGUACUGGCACAGGAGGUGGAGGAUACCAUGAUAGUACUACAAGUAGUAGUACCGGAGACAAGUCGAUAAGAAAUGCCACCCCGGGAACUACGAGUGUCAUGCUGGUCCAGCCAGAGGCUGAAGAUGUCGAUAGCAUACUUCUAGAUCUAAAACAACAGCUACUUGGACACGGAGUGGUCGCUGUGCAACUGUCUACAGCCGUUCGUACCCCACGACCACAACAAGCAGCAUUUUUGAAGCUGAAAGCAGAUCGUGAGAGUUACAGCUUCCUAGGCGAGACUUGGCAGAGGAAGUCCGUCGAAGAAGACCCACGCAGGAUAGAGGCGAUGAGAAAGCAUCAGGGGUCCUACCUAGGGCCGGGCUUCAGCCUGAGCAAUCAGUUCCGCGACGUCAUGGCUUCCUACGCGAUAAUGUCUCAAUUGGAACAGUGGAUUUUGGCUAGACAGCAAGAAGAAGAAGGGAGCAGGAGCGGGAGACGAAGUAUCAAGUACCGGGGGAUGUACGUUGUUGAAGACGAUACCUUGUUCUGUCUUGAGAAUUUCGCAGCUUUAGCAGAUUUAUUGGACUAUGUUCGACAAGAGGUGAACCCAGGCCGAAAUGAAUCAGAGCAGGUUCGUCUCAUCAUGACAGGACUCGGAGCGUCGGGCUUUCUUUUUACGCCAGGGUCGCUGUCUUGGUUUUACCGAGGAUUGGAGCUCGCCUAUCUACACCACAACGGUAGUGCUCGUUUUGCACCUGAUACCUUUGUCCUGGGUUCGAGCUGGGGCACUACGCACCCUUUUAGGAGAUCGGUUCAGCGACACACGUUUACCCUGAAGGUCACUUUGAAUGCUCAUUUGCCGGGUCCUAGUGUAAGCGGCUGGGAUCCUGGAAGUGCGAAUAAAAUCUGGCCAGAAUGUUUCGAGUACGCCUGUGCGCAUCAGGCAACGAUUGUUCCUUUUGAUUUUGAAGGUUGUACUGCAUGGGAUGGCUUCCUGUAUUCACCUCAAUCAUCUCCGAGAUGCAUUCGGGCCAAUGCCGCGACCGCUUCGCAAACAUUCGUCACUCGAUUGAAGGGCUUGAUGCGUGGUUUUUCAGGUAUUUGUUGCCGGCAAAAUGAAAAGUUGCGGAAUGUUCUUGACCCUCCUCGUCCGACAACGACCACUACGACGACUACUACUUUAUCCUCGAAUAGUACUACUAGUACUGCGUCUACGUCGAGUACCAGUACUACAAUUGCAGCGUGGACGAGUACAACUCCAUCUUCGCCAAGUUCUACUAGCUCGGUUCUGGUGGCGAUGGGUACAACAACUUCGUCUCCUGCAACAUCAGCAUCUUCGGCAUUAGUAAAAAUACGUUAAUGAUAACGUUCUCGUUCAUUUCUCAUCUAUGAUCCUGAGCCGAAUGUGUUGCAGCUCUGCAGUUACUCUUCUCGGUUCGUCUUUCUGCUAUCCUGAUACGAAGGUACUUACUCUCUUAGGUUCAACGACUGUGGCACUGGUUCUUGGCGGCACGGAGUAGAUAGAGACACGAAGAAGAGGGAGCGUCAUUCUUAGGUUCGAAAGGGCUGCAUUGUCUCUCCGACAUCCUAGGCCAUCUGCUGUCGCUAUUUUAGCGUGGUGUGUUGCUUAACCUCUAGCAUUAUCUUCAUCCCAAGGAAGUGGGGGAAGUUUGGGAGCGAGGCUAUAGAAUGAUAAGCAUGGUUAAUUGAUCUUGCCUCUUGGUCUAAGCCCUUAACACUCUUGUAUAUUCCGCUUGCAGUAUUACGGCUUCUGCCGGAACAAGAGUAUUAUCUAUCAUGUACACUUACAGAUACAGGCUGAGCCUGUUGUGAUAUUGAUGCUGGAUUUUCUGUGUAAAAGAUACUUAUGCAAAAGAAGAAAAACUAUUUCAAAUUUUGUUGUUCUGGAAAGUGAUCACAGUGGGUAUCACACUGAAGCUACUAUAGCCUCUCACUAAUUUAUAGUAAAAAAGAUUAUAUGUUUUUUAGGAUGAAGAAUCAAACAGAUGAUAUUGGUAGGAGAGCACCGCACUGGUAAGAAUGAGAAUCUUUCCCUAGAUCAAGUUAAGCCAGACGAUGUAACGAGUCUUCGUUGUCCCCACCACUCCCAGACCAGACGCAAGCUCUUACAUAUCAAAGCUAGUCUAUCUGUCGCGCAGAUUCAUUCCUCGUGUGGCGUGUGGAGGUAGGCGAGACUUGAACCGAGCACCUGCCUCCUAUUAUCUUAGGCCCUUCGUCGCUUAAGUCGUUGAAAGCGUCAAGGUCCUGCUUCAUAGCUGGGCAUGCCGUUUGCUCUCUGGUGAGAGGCGUCAGGGUGCUCAUACCUCGAAUGCAAUUGCAAGCUAGGCCGUUCGGCCAACCUAGCGCCAGGCAAUCGCUAGGGGUAGACGUCAUCAUGAUAGAGCAGUCAGAUGUGUGCUCUGAAGAACUUAGGACCCAUGACCUUUGUUCCUUCUAGGUUCGACUCGGCGGAAAAGCUUCAGCACGUAGGGGGCACCGGGCCACUUUUGCGCGGAGGCAGCCCCAAUCGUCGCGGGGAGGGUUUCUCCGGCGUUUGGUUGAGCUGCUAGUAAGGAUAAGGCGUUUAACUUUCUGAGGGGGAAAGAGUUGCCUGAGCCGACCCCGCGUCUUCGCUCGCUGUUCCACGCAAGGGCGGAGCCCUUGCUGUGCUUUUUGGGUGUGUCGAUCGCACUCAGCGCAGGCACGUGCCGCUCGUGCGUUGAGAUGUUAAAACUAAAAGGCCGCGGGUGCCUUACCUCAGGCGCGGCUUGUCUCGUGUUUAAGUCGAAGAACCUAGCCAAGGCUAUGACCUUACACGGGAGGACAAUUAUAGGCCAGAGCCAAAAAAGAAGCACACACCCGCCGCGGACGGAUCAGACAAGCUAGCAAGCGACACAAGAAAGCAGACGGGUGAGAGGCUGGCGGCGCAUGGGCGUGGCGAAGAGAGACAACGACAAAACCAAGCACCCGCGGGUGGCCUUGCUUUCAGAAUCUUCGACCAUACCACAGGGGGGGCCUCCCUCCCUGGUACGUAUUAAUAGGAU